AUGGGCACAACGCAAGAGCCGUAUAAGUGCAACGAGAAAACUGCCGAUGCGACGAAUGAGACGCUACAGGAUGCCAGUGUUGGUGAAUAUACUGACUACCAGGCGUCCCCUGAAGUGGAACGUCGACUUCUCUGGAAGCUGGAUCUAUUUAUGAUCCCAACGAUGGGAAUUUGCUACAUGCUACAAUAUAUGGAUAAACUUGCGCUCAGCCAGGCAACUCUUCUGAAUAUACGAAGCGAUCUCGUAAGUGACAUCGAAAAACACGUCUUGUCCGGCCACCAACCAUUUUCACAUGCAGCACCUGGUUGGCCAGGAAUAUACUUGGUGCUCUGCGAUCUUUUAUUUUGGUUAUCUCGCGUGGAGUGGACCCACGUCGUAUUUGAUCAUUCGCCUUCCCUGGGCAAAUACCUGGCUGUUUCUGUGUUUUUAUGGGGUGGAAUCCUGAUGUGCCAUGCAGCCUGUCAGAACUAUGCGGGCCUCGUGACUGUUCGAUUUUUUCUUGGUGUCGGUGAAGCUGCUGUUGCGCCAGGGUUUGGCCUGAUUACUGGAAUGUUCUACAAGAGAGAGGAGCAGCCUGCUCGCCAAGCAGCAUGGUUUAUUGGUAACUGUGUUGCUAACAUAAUUGGUGGUAUCGUUGCGUGGGGCAUUGGGAAUUCUGCAUCAGCAAUCCAAAGCUGGCGCCUGUUGUUCCUGGUACUAGGCGGAAUCACUUCUGGCUACGCCAUCAUUCUCUUCUUCAUUCUUCCCGAUUCUCCCGCGAAAGCUUCUUUCCUUACUGAGUCUGAGCGACGAAUUGCUGUGCAGCGAACAUUAAAAAACAAGACAGGCACUACACAAGUGACAGAAGCAUUCAAAUGGAGUCAAGUUUCUGCUGCUGCGAAGGACCCACAAGCCUGGUGUUUAGUCCUUUACACUUUCUGCUUCUCCGCAAUCAUUAUCGCAGGCUUUGGCUACUCAAACUUCGAGUCCCUCCUGCUUCAGAUGCCUAUGGGCCUUUCCCAGCUAGUAUUUCUUUUUAUCACCGCCGCCAUAGCUACAUACAUCCCAUCAUCACGGAUCAUGGCCAUGAUUCUGAACGUCGUGGUCGCCGUUAUCGGUGUUGUUUUGAUUUAUACCCUCGAUGACUUGCACAAAAUUGUCAAGCUAGUCGGCUUAGCUUUUGUUGCCGCAUUCGCUGCUAACAUCCCGCUUUGUCUGAGUAUUGUUACCUCUAACGUUGCUGGAUCUACAAAGAGAAGCACUGUCAGUGUUGCUAUCUUUGCUGCAUAUUGCGUGGGAAAUAUUGUGGGGCCUCAAUUCUUUUACGCUUCGCAGGAACCAGUCUACUUGAGCGGCAUCCAGGCAUCCCUGUGUGGUUUAACACUGGGUGUGCUCUGCUUAGGCUGUUUGUUUACUUACUAUGCCUGGGAGAACAAAAGAAGGGAUCGACGGAAUGGGAUAGUAUCUGAUGGUUCUGAUGCCCAAGAUAUUGUGGAGGAGAUGCAGAACAGGACAGACAAGGAGAUACUAACUUUCCGGUACACGCUAUAA
Molecule: messenger RNA, 1530 nt
Organism: Penicillium cosmopolitanum
Lineage: Eukaryota; Fungi; Ascomycota; Eurotiomycetes; Eurotiales; Aspergillaceae
Exons: 6
Coding region: 1-1530 (509 amino acids)
Biological process (GO): tripeptide transport; transmembrane transport; dipeptide transport
Cellular component (GO): plasma membrane
Molecular function (GO): allantoate transmembrane transporter activity; dipeptide transmembrane transporter activity
Source: RefSeq, a predicted model, not a curated record